CGCUCACCGGUGCGCUCUUGCUUGUCCUCCGUCCACGUUUGGACGCUUUUGGAUUAAUUCAAGAUAAAUUCUUUGGAUUUUACGAUGAGAGUCAGAACUCUUCUCGUUUUCUACACCUGCCACUUUCUGUUUUUUCUCCUGUCGGGGGUUACUUGUUCUGAGGCAGAGCACAGGUUGUUUUCUGUGAUCUUCUCCAGUUAUAACCAGUACAUCAGACCUGUGGAGAAUGUGUCUGACCCAAUCAUAGUUCAGUUUGAAGUGUCCAUGUCACAACUGGUCAAAGUGGAUGAAGUGAACCAGAUUAUGGAGACUAAUCUUUGGCUGCGACAUAUAUGGAAUGAUUAUAAACUCAGGUGGGAUCCCAAAAAUUUUGGAGGGGUUGAAUUUAUCCGUGUGCCCUCUAACAAGAUCUGGAAGCCAGACAUUGUGUUGUACAACAAUGCAGUUGGAGACUUCCAGGUGGAUGAUAAAACUAAAGCUCUUCUACGCUACAAUGGAGAUGUAACCUGGAUUCCACCAGCCAUCUUCAAGAGCUCUUGCAAGAUCGAUGUUACUUAUUUCCCUUUUGACUACCAGAACUGCACCAUGAAGUUUGGCUCGUGGACUUACGACAAGGCCAAAAUCGACCUAGUGCUGAUUGGUUCCACUAUAAACCUUAAGGAUUUCUGGGAAAGUGGAGAGUGGACAAUAAUUGAUGCUCCUGGGUAUAAGCAUGAUAUCAAAUACAACUGUUGUGAGGAGAUCUACACUGAUAUUACUUAUUCUCUCUACAUUCGCCGCUUGCCUCUUUUCUACACCAUAAAUAUGAUAAUUCCCUGUCUUCUCAUCUCCUUCCUGACUGUUCUAGUAUUCUAUCUCCCUUCUGAUUGUGGUGAGAAGGUGACGUUGUGUAUUUCAGUUCUUCUCUCCCUUACGGUUUUCCUCCUUGUCAUCACAGAGACAAUCCCAUCAACCUCUCUCGUCAUCCCUCUGAUUGGAGAAUAUCUUCUUUUCACCAUGAUAUUCGUCACUCUCUCCAUCGUUAUUACAGUCUUUGUACUCAAUGUACAUUACCGCACCCCUAAAACACACACCAUGCCAUGUUGGGUGCGGCAUGUCUUCCUUAGUAUGCUCCCUCGGGUUAUGUUCAUGACCCGGCCUGUGAAAGAUCCAGAGAGACCGGGCUGUGUGGGAGCCCCUCCACGACCUUGCACUCUUCAGGCUCCAGGGUCCAUUCCCCAACACCUCCCUAAGCAACAGAGUCUCGCAGGAAUCCUGCCACCACGCCCUCAUCUCCUCCUGUGCACAGAGCUCAACAACCUGAGCGAGGCGUCCAAGACAGGGUCUAGUUUCAUGUGUAGAGAAGGGCGAUGUACAUUCUGCUGGAAGCAACAUGGCAACAAACUGUCCAAGGAAGGGGGAGCUAGUGGCAUCAUGGGAAGUGGAGAAGAAGGAGAGAGUACCUGCUCCAGCUCAGAAUCCAUGGAAGCAGGGUUUUUGUGUAUGUCAACACUCUCACCUGAAGUGAGAGAGGCCAUCGAGAAUGUAAAGUACAUUGCUGAAAACAUGAGAUUACAAAAUGAGGCCAAGGAGGUCCAGGAUGACUGGAAGUAUGUUGCCAUGGUGAUUGAUAGGAUCUUCCUGUGGGUGUUUGUCCUUGUGUGCAUUCUGGGUACAGCUGGACUCUUCUUGCAGCCACUGCUGUUGGGCGAUGACAUGUGAUACCCUCACAGACAUUGAGACAUUUUAACAGAAUCUGAAUGUAACUUCAAACUGAAUUUGAGAACCCUUACUAAGCAUUAUGGUAUUUAAGUAUUCAUAUCAGGUUUUGUUCAGAAAAAGGUUUUUAUCAGAUCUGAAUUAAAAUAAAUCAGUUUACAGGAUUGGUGACUCUGGGACCUCUGAGGGUUAAAAUGGAGCAGCCAAAAUGAUGGCCUACAUCACUGAUUUUCAAGAAGAUUUCGAAGGACCCUAAUGGGGAAAAAAGUCCUUUUAAAUUAAUGUUCUAGGUUCAGUACAAGUUAAGCUCUGUAGUGGCUUUUUGUUGCAUUAAGUUUAUUACAAUAUAUACUGUAUAUAUACACUAAAUGGCCAAAGGUUUGUGGACACCAUAUGUGCUUGAUGAACAUUUGAUUUCAAAAUCUUAGGCAUACAUUUCCCCCUUUGCUGUAAUAUCAGCUUCCACUCUUUUGGGAAGGCUUUCCACUAUACUGUAUGUAGUAACAUGGCUGCAGGGAUUUGCUCUCAUUCAGACACAAGGCUAUCAGUGAGGUCAGGAACUGAUGUUGGUCGAUGGGGCCUGACUUACAGUUGCUGUUCCAGUUCACCCCAAAAGUGAUCAGUGGGGUUCAGGUCUGGGCUUUGUGCAGGCCAGUCAAUUUCUUCCACGCCAGACACAGUAAACCAUUUCUUUAUGGACCUCACUUUGUUCACAGGGGCAUUGUCAUGCUGGAACAGAAAAGGGCUAUCCCCAAACUGUUGCCACAAAUUUGGAAGCACACAAAGCCCAAGCCAUUACAUAAAGAAACAUUAAGAUUUUUAGAGUAACCAAAUGUGUUAAUUAGAAGGGGGUGUCCACAAACUUUUGGCCAUACAGUGUGUGUGUGUGUGUGUGUGUGUGUGUGUGUGUGUGUGUGUGAUAUAUAUAUAUAUAUAUAUAUAUAUCGUUAUCAUUGUAUUUGUAUUAAAUAACUAAAUAAAUCAUGUGUAGGCCUACAGUAUGGCACUUACAAUAGAAGUUAAAGGAAUGUUCCGGGUUUAAUACAAGUUAAGCUCAAUCGACAGCAAUUGUAGCAUAAUAUUGAUUAUGAAGGAAAAAAAGAAAAAAUCUGGGUUACAGUGAGGCACUUACAAUAGAAGUGCAUGAGGACAAUUUGUUUGAGUUAAAAGACUCAAAAAAUACAUGAGUAUUAAUAGAAGAAUUAAUGUAAGUGCUUUUAUAAAAGUAUAAGCUACACAUUUCUGGUUUUAAACCCUCCAAAUAUUGGCCACAUUCACUUUCAUUGUCCCCAUUCACUUCCAUUGUAAGUGCCACACUGUAACCUCGAUAUUUGCUUUUUUUAAAGAAAAGGCGGGACGAGUCGAAAUUAUAUAUAUUUUUUGGUAAUCAACAUUAUGUUAAAAAUGCUGUCAAUUGAGCUUAACUUGUUUGAACCCAGAACAUUCCUUUAAAUUUGUCAGUAAGGGGUCAGUAAGGGUCUUAUCUGUGUAAAGUUAUAUACAAUUUCAACUCUGUCUUGGCAACAUAACGUCGGUAAAGUCUGUAAUGACGGCAAUUUUUGCAUAACGUCCACAGCAGGAUAUCAUGAUGGGAGAUGAUGUAACUUCCUUGUUUAUAUGGCGCUGAAGCUGAUCAAACAGUAUGCAAGUCCAUUGUCUUUAAUCAGAAGAACAUAAACGUGUGUCCUUCAUAUAUCUGCAGACGUUACUUCCAUUGUAAGCAGUGCGUGGUCCUGGUCCUCCCCAUACGCAUACUUGCGGCGUAGGGCCCCCAUGCUAUCAAAGAUGUUUAAAGUAGCACAGGUAAAUACAUAAUAAGUAGAUAUGCCCUGCAUUCCAAACGGCCUAAAUAAUGCCUUCAGAGGGCACUUCUAAGGGAUUACAAUAAUUAACACCAUUCUGUAAGAUCAUUCCAAACUGAAUUUCUAAUAAAAAUUGCUCUAAAAUUGAGUUUC
Myxocyprinus asiaticus (Chinese sucker) is the source of this 3653-nucleotide messenger RNA. Its product is annotated as neuronal acetylcholine receptor subunit alpha-3-like. NCBI's taxonomy places the organism in Eukaryota, Metazoa, Chordata, Actinopteri, Cypriniformes, Catostomidae. Gene Ontology annotation, molecular function: acetylcholine-gated monoatomic cation-selective channel activity; transmembrane signaling receptor activity. Gene Ontology annotation, biological process: nervous system process; signal transduction; regulation of membrane potential. The coding region runs from base 85 to 1701 and encodes 538 amino acids. The record is from RefSeq and is a predicted model, not a curated record. The transcript has 6 exons. Gene Ontology annotation, cellular component: postsynaptic membrane; synapse; neuron projection.